This is a messenger RNA of Prorocentrum cordatum, 372 nucleotides long. Lineage: Eukaryota; Dinophyceae; Prorocentrales; Prorocentraceae. The record is from the annotation of a GenBank genome assembly.
AUGGUGCUUGUCAAUGACGCAGUGCUGCUGAUCGAAAUCGUGCUGCUCAGUGUCGUACUCGUGCUAGCGGUUGUGCUGCUGGUCCCACUCGUGGAAGUACGACUAAUGCUUGUCCCACUGCUAGUCGGACUCGUGGCACUGAGGGUUGUGCUGCUGGUCCGGGUGGUGGUGCUGAACGUGGUGCUGCUGGUCGCUGUCGUGCUGCUGGAAAACGUGAAGCUCGUACCACUGCUCGUAAUCGUGCUCGUCGACGACGCAGUGCUGCUUGCCGCAGUCGUGCUGCUCGGCGUAGUUGUGCUGGAGGAAUCGCUUGUAGAAGUAAACGUGGUGCUCGUUCCACUGCUGGUCUCACUCGCGGAAGUUGACAGAUGA